GUUUAAAUAGACUUUCUCUUGUGGGUGGAGACCCCUCCUCACCCUGUGUAGAAUCCAGUCACAAAAUGGAGAUUCGGAAUCACGUGGGCAAGUCACCUGCCCAUGCAUGACUCAGGACUUGCAGGCAGCAGCCAUUACCCACGUGCGACCUUGAAGAUCCUCAGGCAGGCUUCUUAUGUGGAUUGGAGUCUUCCAAGCUCUUUGCUCUGUUAAGUUCUUCCUGAUUGAGCAUUGAACUUGCACAUUCCUUUUCCAAGAAGUGACCAAAUGUUCUCACUAAGGCUACUUAGAAGUCAAGCAAUUAUAGAGCCAGUGUUCAUAACUCUGAACACACAAAUGGUGCCUGCACCCAACUAGGAUGAACAGAACCAGUAGAUCAAAACCUUUACACAGAUAUGUUACAUGGCAUGUGUAGCAAAACCCUAUUCCCGUUAUAUCAUACGUACAUUUAUGAGCACCCCACCAUAAAGCCUUAUGGGGUACACUGUCAGAAAUCGAUUCCUGGCCCCCUGGUUAUUGGAAGCUGGAGGCGGGUCUGCAUGUCUGACUCCGGUCAGGUUCUUCCCUCGUCACUCUCCAAUGAGAGCAGGGUGUCAAAACCUAAGGCACAUACUAAAUCAUCCUCACCCAGCCCCCCUAGCUUGCAAGGUGGAGAAGCCAUGUAUUGUCCUGUCUGCGUUGUUUCUCAGUCGCUCACAGAAUCCCUCUUCUCCCUCCUCCUUGGGAAUAGCUCAGCUAUGUGGAGGGCUCUGGACUCCGCAGGUUUAGAAAUAGGCAGAGGUUUAACACUGGAGCUGGGUGUGUGUCACAAUUCCCUUCACCUCCCCAGAUGUCUGCCUCCCCCAGGGUGACUCAGUGACCACGUUCCCUUCCUCUUAGAUUCCACAUUCCCCAACACAACACAGGGACAGGUUCUACCCACGAAAUGUCCUUUCUGACAGAUGCUCUCUCAAUCCUCCACCUAUCCUGAUCUGGUCUGAUUUCACUCCCUGCACAGGAUUUCCCCUUCCCAAACUGACCCAAUCACCCGGCUGGAAUGAGAGGGAGAGCCGUGAGUGCCCAAUCUCCAGGCCAGUGAGGAAAGAGUGAUCCCGAGAGGCGCCCACACAGCAGGUGAUGAGAGAAUGAGUGAGAACGAGGAGGGGAAUCAACAGCAGGAAGUUCCUGGGUACGGGGAAUCACAGGGGACCUCUGUGGGAAGACCGCAUAAGUGCUUAGACUGUGGAAAAAGUUUCAUACGGAAGUCACACCUUGUUGAACAUCAGGUAAUCCACACCGGAGAGAGACCCCAUCAGUGCUUAAUCUGUGGGAAAAAUUUCAUACGGAGGUCAACCCUUCUUGUACAUCAAGCAGUCCACACUGGAGAGAGACUCCAUAAGUGCUUAGACUGUGGAAAAAGUUUCAUACAGAAGUCACACCUUGCUGCACAUCAGGCGAUCCACACUGGAGAGAGACCCCAUAAGUGCUUAAUCUGUGGGAAAAAUUUUAUACGGAGGUCAGCCCUUCUUAUACAUCAAGCAGUCCACACUGGAGAGAGACCCCACAAGUGCUUAGACUGUGGAAAAAGUUUCAUACAGAAGUCACAGCUUGCUGCACAUCAGGCGAUCCACACUGGAGAGAGACCCCAUAAGUGCUUAAUCUGUGGAAGAAGUUUCAUACUGAGGUCAGCCCUUGUUUCACAUCAGAGAAUCCACACAGGAGAGAGACCCCAUAAGUGCUUGGACUGUGGAAAAAGUUUCAUACGGAGGUCAACCCUACUUGAUCAUCAGGCUAUCCACACAGGAGAGAAAUCCCAUAAAUGUUUGGACUGUGGGAAAAGUUUCACACAAAGAUCAAAUCUUACGGCACAUCAGGCAAUCCACACUGGAGAGAGACCCCAUAAAUGCUUAAUCUGUGGAAAAAGUUUCAUACGGAGGUCAGAUCUUGUUAAACAUCAAGCAGUCCAUACUGGAGAGAGACCCCAUAAGUGCGUAGACUGUGGACAAAGUUUCCUACAGAGGUCAACCCUACUUAAUCAUCAGGCAAUCCACACUGGAGAGAGACCUCACAAGUGCUUAGACUGGGGGAGAAGUUUCAUAUGGAGGUCAACCCUACUUGAUGAUCAGGCAGUCCACACAGGAGAGAAAUCCCAUAAAUGUUUGGACUGUGGGAAAAGUUUCACACAAAGAUCAAAUCUUAUGGCACAUCAGGCAAUCCACACAAGAGAAAGACCCCACAAGUGCUUAGACUGUGGAAAAAGUUUCAGACAGAGGUCACACCUUGUUGUACAUCAGGCGAUCCACACUGGAGAGAGACCUCAUAAGUGCUUGAUCUGUGGGAAAAAUUUCAUACGGAGGUCAGCCCUUCUUAUACAUCAAGCAGUCCACACUGGAGAGAGACCCCACAAGUGCUUAGACUGUGGAAAAAGUUUCAUACAGAAGUCACACCUUGCUGCACAUCAGGCAAUCCACACUGGAGAGAGACCCCAUAAGUGCUUGAUCUGUGGGAAACAUUUCAUACGGAGGUCAGCCCUUCUUAUACAUCAUGAAAUCCACACCGGAGACAGAUCCCAUAAGUGCUUAGACUGUGGAAAAAGUUUCAUACAGAGGUCAACCCUUGUUAAACAUCAAAUAAUCCACACAGGAGAGAAAUCCCAUAAAUGUUUGGACUGUGGGAAAAGUUUCACACAAAAAUCAUAUCUUAUGGCACAUCAGGCAAUCCAUACUGGAGAAAAACCUCAUAAGUGCUUAAUCUGUGGGAAAAGUUUCACACAAAGAUCAAAUCUUAUGGCACAUCAGGCAAUCCACACAAAAGAGAGACCCCAUAAGUGCUUGAUCUGUGGGAAAAGUUUCAUACGGAGGUCAACCCUACUUAAUCAUCAAGCAGUCCAUACUGGAGAGAGAUCUCAUAAGUGCGUAGACUGUGGGAAAAGUUUCAUAUGGAAGUCAACCCUUGUUAAACAUCAAAUAAUACACACAGGAGAGAAAUCCCAUAAACGUAUGGACUGUGGGAAAAAUUUCACACAAAAAUCAAGCCUUAUGGCACAUCAGGCAAUCCACACUGGAGAGAGACCUCAUAAGUGCUUAAUCUGUGGGAAAAGUUUCAUACAGAGGUCAGACCUUGUUAAACAUCAAGCGGUCCACACCGGAGAGAGACCCCAUAAGUGCUUAGACUGUGGAAAAAGUUUCACACAAAAAUCAAACCUUAUGGCACAUCAGGCAAUCCACACAGGAGAGAGACCCCACAAGUGCUUAGACUGUGGGAAAAGUUUCACACAAAAAUCAAGCCUUAUGGCACAUCAGGCAAUCCACACAGGAGAGAGACCCCACAAGUGCUUAGACUGCGGAAAAAGUUUCAGAGAGAGGUCACACCUUGUUGUACAUCAGGUAGUCCACACUGGAGAGAGACCCCAUAAGUGCUUUGACUGUGGAAAAAGUUUCACACGGAGGUCCAGCCUAGUUAAACAUCAAGCAAUCCAUACAAGAGGGAAAUAACACUUAGAUUAAAUUUGGGUGUAAUAAUGUCAUUGUAUAUAUCUCUCUCUUUAAAGUUUGUGGUAAACUGUCUAUGAAUGGCUUUAUGGAUAAUUACCUUCUGUUAAUCCAUAUAGUUUUAUUACCUGUGGUGUUUGCGAAAUAGAAGGUUACUUCCAAAACCUAUUGUUCACCCAAGGGCUGCCUGCUGUCGAGAGGCUGCAUAAAUGUGUGUAUACACUCUUGAGAGCUGAUCCUUUUAUCUCCGAUCUUCUUAAGCUUUAUUCAGGGGGCAUUUGCAUCGUAAGACUGAGAUCUCCCGUCCCCUCUGCACUGCCCUGAUAUUGAACAUUUGGACAUUGGACUAGAAUGUGAUGAAAUGAUUCUGAAAAGGACUUUUCAAUUCUAAUGCACCGUCUCUGUGGUGAAACUGACCUAAGGUAUCUAUUUGCGUUUAUAUGUCAAAUGACCUUUGAGCCAAUACUGUCUUUUCUUCUUUUAAUAAAUCGUAGUUUCGUUAACAAGAA
Molecule: messenger RNA, 3979 nt
Organism: Gopherus evgoodei (Goodes thornscrub tortoise)
Lineage: Eukaryota; Metazoa; Chordata; Testudines; Testudinidae
Product: zinc finger protein 850-like
Exons: 2
Coding region: 1125-3473 (782 amino acids)
Biological process (GO): regulation of transcription by RNA polymerase II
Molecular function (GO): DNA-binding transcription factor activity; RNA polymerase II cis-regulatory region sequence-specific DNA binding
Source: RefSeq, a predicted model, not a curated record